This is a messenger RNA of Closterium sp. Naga37s-1, 807 nucleotides long. NCBI's taxonomy places the organism in Eukaryota, Viridiplantae, Streptophyta, Zygnematophyceae, Desmidiales, Closteriaceae. The record is from the annotation of a GenBank genome assembly.
AUGCUUUCCCCCGCCGCCCACUCCUCCUGUCGCUCUAGCUUUCCCCCGCCGCCCACUCCUUCUCCCGUCGCUCUCGCUUUCCCCCGUCGCCCUCUCCGUCUCCCGUCGCUCUCGCUUUCUCCCGCCGCCCACUCCUUCUCCCGUCGCUCUAGCUUUCCCCCGCCGCCCACUCCUUCUCCCAUCGCUCGCGGUUUCCCCCACCGCCCUUUCCUUCUCCCGUCGCUCUUGCUUUCCCCCGCCGCCCACUCCUUCUCCCGUCGCUCUCUCUUGCCCCCGACACCCACUCCUUCCCCCGUCGCCGUCCCUUUUCCCCAUCACCCUCCCUUUCCCCCAUUGUCAUUGCUUCCCCCAUCGCCCUCAUUUUCCCCCGUCGCCCACUCCUUCCCCCGUCGCCCUCAUUUUUCCCCGCCGCCCACUCCUUCCCCCGUCGCCCUCGAUUCCCCCCGCCGCCCACUCCUUUCCCCGUCGCCCUCGAUUUCCCCCGCCGCCCACUCCGUCUCCCGUCGCUCUCUCUUGCCCCCGACACCCACUCCUUCCCCCGUCGCCGUCCCUUUUCCCCGUCACCCUCCCUUUCCCCUAUUGUCAUUGCUUCCCCCAUCGCCCUCGAUUUCCCCCGCUGCCCACUCCUUCUCCCGUCGCUCUCUCUUGCCCCCGACACCCACUCCUUCCCCCGUCGCCCUCCCUUUUCCCCGUCACCCUCCCUUUCCCCCGUUGUCAUUGCUUCCCCCAUCGCCCUCCCUUUCCCCCGUCGUCCUUGCCCUCCCCGUCGCUCUCGCAUUCUGUCUUCGGUCGCGCACUGCUCGUUGA